Messenger RNA from Ilyonectria robusta, 699 nucleotides. RefSeq lists its product as uncharacterized. Lineage: Eukaryota; Fungi; Ascomycota; Sordariomycetes; Hypocreales; Nectriaceae. The coding region runs from base 98 to 568 and encodes 156 amino acids. The transcript has a single exon. The record is from RefSeq and is a predicted model, not a curated record.
CAUACAUGUCACCUCAUUCCUCCUUGUGCCAUGAUGUGGUCAUCAACCAUCGCCAAGCAAAGGGGCAGCCUCAAAAUGCUACCAACUUCCCCUCACGAUGGACUCAAUCUGUUCAGCAUUGGAUCAACCCACGCUAACAUGUAGGCCGCCCAAUCCAUGGUCUAGGACAAGCACGUCGUCUAGAACUCGCUCCCAGCUUCGUCGAUUCGACAGGGUCUCGCCCGAGACACUCUGUGUUCGUUCUUGUCUCAAUCCACCCAAACUCGCCGCCUUGGCGAACGGGGAAACGAUUUGUGUCUCGGCACGUAGCCCAUCCUCCAAUGAUGGGUUUUGUUCUCCAUGGAGUCUCCAUGGAGCAGCUUAUCAGAGGAAACCCUUACUCCCAAGUUGGAUUUCGCAUUGGCUAUGCCCAGAGUAUAACGGUUCACGACCGUUGCAGGAUGACGUCGUGCAACAACAGGUUCCUUUCACGAACAUCAAUGCCGCUGCUUUCCGGAUAUACCAUUGGCACAUUCGGCUAUCGGUAAGGAAACAGACUUUACUGGUCUGCGCCGUUACUCAAGAAUGAGGUCGUCUGGUCACGAGCGCUAGUAGGAUCUGCAGUCCUAAACUACUUCCGAGAGUACAUGCAAACCAGUCAACACCCGGUGAUCAGUGAAGAAGAGAUCAAGUUGAACCUUGAGAGAAGGGGAGGGGGGG